Messenger RNA from Solanum dulcamara, 810 nucleotides. RefSeq names its product protein yippee-like At3g55890. Bases 154 to 744 code for a protein of 196 amino acids. The transcript has 5 exons. Lineage: Eukaryota; Viridiplantae; Streptophyta; Magnoliopsida; Solanales; Solanaceae. The record is from RefSeq and is a predicted model, not a curated record.
AAUGUCAAUAGAAAAAGAAUUUGUUCAAAUUUCCCUCCUCUGGAUUGAAGAAUCAAGAAGUGUCUUUUCUAUAUCAACAUUCUCUUCUCAUUUCCAUUCUCAACUUUCUUGGAUUUUCAAUUUUGAUAUUUGUCUUCAACUCAAUUUGAUAGAAUGGGAAAGACGUUUUUAGUUGAAUACGAUGGAAGGCCUUCUUCUGAUUACUUCCAUUGCAGUAGAUGCAGCACUCGAGUUGCAUUCAUCGCGGAUUACAUUGAGAUUGAUGUUGAGCUACCCUACGUGCCACAAGGGAUCUUUACUAAAAUGUUUAAUGUUGAAGUACCAGAGGGCGAGUCAUAUCAUGAAGUAAAAGAUGACAUGACCCUAACUGAUACUUACUGCAUCGAAUGCAGAGACCGGCUCGGGUGGAAACUUAUUGAAGUCCCCCAAGACUGUUGGUAUGAAGAAGGACAAUUCUUGAUGAUGUUGGAUAAGCUUAGUUACUGUAAUGGUCAACUCUUGGCUCAUAAUCAAGCUGGAUGUGCUAAUGAGGGAAAUGCUGAUCAAGAGGGAGGCGCUAAUGAGGGAAAUGCUGAUCAAGUGGGUGGCACUAAUGAGGGAAAUGCUGAUCAAGAGGGAGGCGCUAAUGAACUAGUUCCUAAUGAUCAAGAUGGAGGCGGUAAUGAGGAAAAUGUUGAUCAGGAUGGAGGCGGUAAUGAACAAGAUGGAGUCUCUAAUGAACAAGUUCCUAAUGGGCAUUAUUGAUCUAAAUCCAAACAUUUGAACUAACGACUGAUGAAAAUGCAGACAUCAAUAGCUUCAUACUGAUGA